Messenger RNA from Leptidea sinapis, 5313 nucleotides. Its product is annotated as putative ATP-dependent RNA helicase DHX57. Gene Ontology annotation, cellular component: intracellular anatomical structure. The transcript has 18 exons. The coding region runs from base 127 to 3900 and encodes 1257 amino acids. NCBI's taxonomy places the organism in Eukaryota, Metazoa, Arthropoda, Insecta, Lepidoptera, Pieridae. The record is from RefSeq and is a predicted model, not a curated record. Gene Ontology annotation, molecular function: RNA binding; metal ion binding; ATP binding.
CUGCAUUUGGAAUUGGAAGAUUUGGAUAUUGGAUUAAUAAAUUAUAACCUCAACUAAAACCCCAAAAAAUUAAAAUAUUGUUUAUUUCUGUCUGUUACUCUAAUUUUUGUGUGUUGGUGCGAAAAGAUGGAUAAUUAUAGUAAGCAACUGGCCCAAGAUAUUUUCCUUCGCGAGCCCGCAGAUGCUCGAAUAAGAAAACAGAAAGAGCAGCCCCAAGAUGAUGACCCUCACCCGACUCUUAAAGUGGAAAUGCAAACUAUUAGGCUUCAUCCAGAUUCUCAGAAAUUUGUUUUAGAAACAUUAAGAUAUAUCCAUGGGCCAGAUUUUAAAUUGAAGAGUGCAGGUUUGUAUAAGGACAAAAGCUCUAACCUACGUAACAGGUUUUGGAUGGAAAGAGGUAACUUGGUUGUACAAGGAGGCUUUGAUUAUUCACUAAAUACGAAACCUGACAUGAAAUCAUCAGAAGCGAGAUUAAGGGAAUUUGCAUUGGCUAAACUUGAAAGGUAUAAUUUUCACAAGGCGCACUGUGCAGAAGCGUUAGAAAUGGCAGCUGAAAAUUUAGAUUUAGCAUUAGAAAUACUUUUUAGCAAAUAUUAUAAAAUCAACUUAAGUGAUAAACCUGAAAAUAUUCCAUCCAGUUCAGAACUAUUAGAAAUGAUUAAUGAUGAGAAGGCAGUGCUUGAAUCAAUAUAUGAUAGUCAAUUUAAAGUACAAGAUUGUAAUGUUUGGAGAGUGAAACUCAAGUUAGACUAUUUAACAAAAAUGUAUGCCAAGAAAAUAGUUAUACCUAAAAAGAAGGAGGAUAGUAAUUUUAAAACAAAAAAGAAAGAAAUUUGUAAAUUAUACCUUAGUGGACCUUGUAGAUUUGGUGCUAAAUGCAAGUUUUUACAUGAAUCUAAAAUAGAGAGUACUGCACCAUGUAUAGAGGAAGACAAAGAACAGAUUACAUUUGAAUUAGAAAUAAGAUUUCCAAAAGGUAGUGUUUAUCCAUAUGAGCCUCCACUGUUAUUUUUUUUGUUAGAAACUAGAAAUAAUUUGAUUCCUGGGAGAACAUGUUUACUUAUAACAUCUAAAUUGCUUGAAGAGGCACAAAACUUAGCACAAGAUGGCAUACCAAGUAUAUACUCUAUUGUAGAAUUAUUGAACAAUGAGGAUGAAAUUAAGAAUUGUAUACAGUUUUCAACAAAAGAGUUUCCUAGCAUUACAGAGCCUUUGUUUCCGCAGUUAAUCGAAAGUCUGGAUUCAAAUGAUCACAAGCCCACUCAUUACAACAAAAGGGAUAGCCAGGACAGGAAAAAUAUUAUAAACUUUGAUGAAAUGUUAAAAGAGAACAGAGAUUUAGCAAAGAGAUGGAAGGAGAAAAGAACGAACAAUAGAUACAAUAAAAUGAUGUCUGUGAGAGAAAACUUGCCUGCUUGGCAAAAGAGAGCAGAUAUAUUAAAUGCUAUGAAGAAGUCACAGGUAAUUGUUAUUAGUGGUGAAACAGGGUGUGGAAAGAGCACUCAAGUGCCUCAAUAUAUUUUGGACGAUUGGUUAAGAAACUUUUCAAAUGAUCCCAAACAUGUGGAGAUAGUGUGCACACAGCCCAGGAGGAUAUCAGCAAUCGGGGUUGCAGAGAGAGUUGCUGAUGAAAGAGUGGAGAAGAUUGGUCAAGUUGUUGGAUAUCAGAUAAGAUUGGAGAGUAAAGUGUCAUCUAAAACUCGCCUGGUAUUCUGCACAACUGGCAUACUGCUGCGGAGGUUAGAGUAUGACCCGCAGCUCAGCUCCGUCACCCAUGUGAUAGUUGACGAAGUCCACGAGAGAUCAGAGGAGAGUGACUUCUUGCUUCUCAUACUUAGAGACCUCAUCAAAGUGAGGAAAGACCUGAGAGUUAUAUUAAUGAGUGCGACACUCAAUGCUGAUUUGUUUUCCGAUUAUUUUGAUAAUGUGCCAGUAUUAGAAAUACCAGGUAGAACAUUUCCAGUAGAACAAGUCUUUUUGGAGGAAAUCAUGGACAUAACAAAUUACAUCUUGGAAGAAAAUGGACCGUAUGCAAGAAAAUUGAAAAAAGAUAAGAAAGCUGAUUUGGAGAUAGAGAUAGAGACAUCUGACGUGAGAUCGGAGGCGUCCGAACCUCCUAAAAUAUCAAUUCGUGAUGAAAAUCUGACGCUCUCACAGACGUUGGCGAGAUACCCCAAGUGUAACAAGCUAACAUGCAAGAACAUGUAUCUAAUGGAUGUGGAAAAGAUAAAUUUAGAAUUAGUUAAACAUGUUUUGACUUACAUAGUUGAAGGUGACCAUGACUGGCCCAAAGAGGGCGCUAUACUAAUAUUUUUGCCCGGGAUUGGAGAAAUUAUGUCUCUGCAUGAUCAACUUGCCGAAAGUCAUACUUUUAGUCCAAAGACUGGCAAGUAUAUGUUAGUGCCACUUCACUCCACUUUAUCCAGCGAAGAACAAUCACUGGUAUUCAAGAAACCCGGUCCAGGGGUCCGGAAGAUUGUGCUUUCUACCAAUAUUGCGGAGACCUCUGUCACCAUAGACGAUUGUGUUUUUGUUAUUGACUGUGGGCGAAUGAAGGAAAAGAGAUUUGAUUCCAACCGCAAUAUGGAGUCACUAGACCUCGUGUGGGUGUCCCGAGCUAACGCCAAACAACGUCGCGGUCGGGCUGGUAGAGUGAUGGCGGGCGUGUGCAUCCAUCUUUACACGUCCCAUAGAUACACGUAUCACAUCAGCGAGCAGCCGGUCCCGGAGAUACACCGGGUCCCCCUGGAACAGCUGCUGUUGAAGCUGAAGAUACUGCCGCUCUUUAUGGAUAUGAAUGUGCAUGAGGUUUUGGCCAAAACUAUAGAACCACCAGAAAAACAGAACAUAGAUGGCGCUUUAUCCCGUCUCCAAGACGUCGGAGCUCUAGACAAGGAGCUGGAACUCACCGCGCUGGGCAAACAUCUGGCCUCGUUGCCCGUUGACGUGAGAAUUGGGAAGUUGAUGCUGUUUGGUGCUAUAUUCUGUUGCGUUGAUUCUGCACUUACUAUGGCGGCCUUUCUAAGUCACAAGAGCCCGUUUGUAGCGCCGUUUGGAAAAAAAACUGAAGCUGAUGCUAAGAGAAGAGAGUUUGCUUGUUUCAACAGUGAUCAGCUCACUACACUCAGAGCGUACAGGAAAUGGCAGCACGCGAUGAAGUCCAGUUCGUACGCGGGUCUUGUAUUUGCCAAUGAGAAUUUCCUCUCGCACAAGACAUUGUUGAUGUUGGCAGACAUCAAACAUCAGCUGCUUGGCUUCCUGGCCUCCAUCGGCUUCGUACCUGAUGUCCCGGCGUUGAGGAAGAAGACCAGGAACGAUUCUGUAGCGGCGCUGACGGGAGAUGAGUUGAAUUCAAACGGAAGCAAUGAUAGAUUAUUGGCGGCCAUUUUGUGUGCUGCUUUGUACCCAAACGUAGUGAAGGUGCUAACGCCAGAAAAAUCAUUUCACAUGCAAGCUGGUGGGGCGAUACCGAGGCAGCCGAACCCUGACGAGUUGAAAUAUAAAACUAAAACAGAUGGCUACGUGGCCAUGCAUCCCUCUUCAGUCAACUUCACCGUGGGGUACUACGCCAGCCCCUACCUCGUGUACCAGGAGAAGAUGAAAACAUCGCGGGUGUUCAUUCGAGAGUGUUCCAUGGUGCCGCAGGUGCCUUUGCUGUUAUUCUCGGGUUGUAACCUCGUGGUAGAACUACAUAACGGAACGUUUACAAUGUCAUUAUCAGAUGGAUGGAUCAUGUUCCAAGCGGAAAGCCAUGAAGUGGCAGAAAUGCUUAAAGCAAUACGACAAGAGUUGGUGAACUUAUUGGAAGAGAAAAUCAACGAUCCCUCCUUGAACUUGCUGCACUACGAGAAAGGGAACAGGAUUAUUAAAACAAUCGUUCAAAUUGUGACUAAAGACUAGAUAAAUACACUGCUAAAUAGAAGAUAUUACUACUACUAGACUAAAUAGUAUUUACUUUGGUAUGAGAUAUUGUUCGUGAUGUUAAUAUUAAGCUUCCUUUAAGCUUUAGUCUUAAUAUCACUAAUUCCGUCAAAUAACUUGUACUUCUUAAAAUCACCGACCUGUAUAAACCACUGGACAGGCUGUUCCAUAUGUUUGACAGCAAAUUUUUGUGCCUAUUUGAAGCGCCACAAGGCGAGCGUCCAGCGAACUAAUUUUGACGUAUAAUGCAAAUGGCUUCGAAGAAACGUACAAAUACUCUGAAGUAUUUUUGCAUUUUGAAUUAAUAUCGUUGGUUUUCCCUGUUGUUUAUACUUCAAGAAUCAACGUAUAAAAGUACACAAUAUUAUUUUUGUAAAUAGUAUCCCACAAUCUAUCGAUGUUUGCUGUGGUUGUCAUCACUAGUUUAAGUACCGCAGACUCUCGCUACAUGGCCAACAGCGCCAAAAUGGCGAAUAUCAAACAGGCACAAAAGCACUUUCACAGCCGCCGCUCCAGUGGUAUGUAGUAGAGGUCAGUGUUUAAAAUACACUAGAUUUUAGUUCAAUAAAAUCAUUUGAGUAGUUUGGAAGUUACGAUAAUUUUCGUUUUCGCAUUAUUUUAAUAUUUCAUAUGUCGCGGAGUGUCCACGUGUCUUAAUAGCACUGCACGCCGCUCUUACAUAAUACAGUAAUAGAACAGUACUUUAACUCCAUACAAGAGCGCUCGAAUUGACGCACUCACACAUACAUACGAUCUACACGACCGCUAAGCAAUCUUGGGAAGACAAAACUAAUGAGUGUCGCGCCGUACGCCGCCGAGACUGGUCGCUUUCCGAGUUUAAUUAUUAUUAUUUUUGUAUGUACCAACCCUAGCACUCCGCCCAAACGUAGGUAUAAAUUUCAAGGAGAACGCUGAGAUACGCUACUGUUUUAUUAUUUGUAUUGCUGCUGUGAGGCCCGCUUUCAUCUUAAUGAGUGGGUUUAGUUUAUUGAGGUCAAAGAGGUCAGUGACCCCCGUUUCAAAUGAAAUAACUAAAAAACUGUCGGAAAAUAUUUUUUCCUAUUUAUUUUGUUUAUAAUAGAGAAAAAUUUUAUGGUAUUCAUAAGAAGUCGUGCUUGUCAAUGUAAUGUGUAUUAAUGACGUAUAAAUAUAGAAAUUCCAAUAUUGGCAAUCAAAUAUUUGUAUGCCGAUAUAUUGGCGAAUUGUGCUGUACAUAGUCUAUCAAUUGUUAAGAACUAUGUUACCAGGAUUCAUACAAAUAAAUUAAUUUCAUUUCAAUUUCAUUUCUUACUCAGGCUGAACGGCAUUGUCUGAUGUGGUCGGGGCCUUAUCAUUAUACUCUGAUUAUCUUUAAGUCUCGUUCUUAAAAUAAUUACAAAUUCACUUACUAUU